AUGAAACGAGAGCUUGAGGAGCCUAUUUCCAUUAGAUCUUCUGAUAUAAAUACCGCCAAUUGGGACAAGGAUAUAGCUUUUUUGAAGAAACUUCAUAAAUCAGUGGUUACGAUAUACACAUUUUUAGUGUCGUCAGGCCGAUACAUAGUGACAACAUAUUCGGCAAUCAAACCAGCUGUAGAAAAAGACAUAGGCCGUCCUCUAACUGUUGAUGAUUUGGCACAGAUAAAGUAUCUUGUGCCAGAUGAUGUUGUAUUAGCCUACGUGGAUGAAAAUCAGGUUGAGGAACAUGCAGCUCCUGUUACCACCAGGAAUGGUUUUGAAACAACAGAUCGUGAUAUAUAUCGGUUGUCUACGAUAGAAAAUGAUGGUUUUGAGGAGCAGGAUGAAAUCCCCGUUGAGCCUCCCCGGAGACUGCUUGUUUUUGAGUUUGUCGAUGGGAAAGUGCGGCCAGAAGUAGCAAAGAAACGAAAAAUGACGCCGACUCCUCGACCUGCAUCCAAGAUUGUGAAACCGCCUAGAUUCUCAGUAGAAAACAUAAAAAAGAUGAUUGACAAGAGAAUCGAAAAGUAUUCCGUUGCUUUAGAAGCAUUCCGACUCUCUUGUCUUGCUUCUGGUGUGGAUCUCUUGGCCACAUUGGAGGAAAGAUCCAAGCCAUUCAUUCCUGUUCUUGAACAGUUUGAGGAUCCUGUCGAGUAUAUGAUGAAGAAUUCAGGAAAUGCCUUUGAGAACAAGGAAUCCGGGUCAAUAGCCAAGUUCAUUCGAGACGUUAAGCAGUCACCCGACUACGCUGAUCAAAUUGUCAAAGAUGGGGAAAUCCAUGUGAUUUCCAGAGACGCCCAGUAUGGAUCUAGUGAUAUUUGUGACGUUCUAUCAUACUCCCUUGUGAUCGCUUUAAAAGAACUACGAAAUAUAACAAGAUUAUACUCACAUCAAGAGCUAGCUUUGAACAGUUUGAAAUGUGAUAAAACAAAAGGGGUUAUAGUAACCACAUCAACAUCGUCCGGGAAAUCGCUGGUUUUUCAGCUGCCUGUUCUUGAUUCGCUUCUUAAAUCAAAAGACACUACAACUGCUAUGUAUAUUUUUCCCACCAAGGCACUUGCUCAAGAUCAGAAGAGGUCAUUUUUAGAACUAUUGAAUGCGAUCCCAGAAUUGCAGGGAAUAGUGGCAGAAACUUAUGACGGAGAUACUGAUCAAGAGAAGCGAUACUUUGUCCGCAACAACUCGAAUAUCAUAUUUACCAAUCCUGAUAUGGUUCAUGCGAGUAUUUUACCAAACUGGGAUCUAUGGGCAACAUUUCUGCGGAACCUGAAAUGUAUUGUUGUGGAUGAGCUCCAUAUCUACAGCGGGUUAUUUGGUGCACAUGUGGCAUAUAUAAUGAGACGUCUACUGCGAAUUGUUAAUGAACUAGGAAAUACGGAUGUCAAGAUAAUAUCCUGUUCUGCAACAGUUCGGAAUCCAUUGAACUUGAUGUCAAACAUAUUCGGGUUUUCUUCUGAUGAAAUUGUUGUCGUGGACAAAGAUGGAUCUUCUAUGGGUUCAAGAACCUACCUACUUUGGAACUGUCGAUACGUUAGUCCAAAAGACCAUAAGAGUGGACGAGUUCACCCUGUUGGUGAGGCAGCACAUCUAUUGAUUAAUCUGACCUCGCGCGGUAUACGAACUAUUGCAUUUUGCAGAGUAAGAAGAACUUGCGAACUCUUAAUGAAGAGCGUAAGAAGCAUGUUAGAAACCAGUGGUCGGACAGAUUUAUUGUCAAGACUUAUGGCCUAUAGGGGUGGGUAUUCGUUAGAAGAUCGUCGACGGAUUGAAAAGGAAAUGUUUGACGGGCGUUUGUUGGGCAUUGUUGCCACAAAUGCCUUGGAGUUGGGAAUUGACAUCGGGAACCUUGAUGCAGUGUUAAUAGUUGGUUUCCCAUUUACUAUUUCCAACUUACGCCAGCAAUGCGGGAGAGCUGGAAGAAGGAACCACGAUGCGCUUGCGUUAAUCAUAGGAAGUGGUGAUGCAGUUGAUCAGUAUUAUAUGAACAAUCCUAAUGCAAUCAUGGAAGCCCCCGAUGCUGAUAUCCCCCUGGCGUUGGAUAAUUUGCUAAUUCAAGAGAGUCAUUUACAAUGUGGGGCCUAUGAACUACCUAUCAGACUUGAUAUUGAUGCUAAGUACUUCGGGUUUUCGAUUGAAGCUGAUGCUACAGAAAAGCAAGUCUGGGAGGACCUGGUAAAAAGUCGGCUGGUUGAAUUGGAGGAAGUAGAGAAUGCAUAUACAUGUCAAGACAAAUAUCUUCCUCAGCCUAGUAGCCAUGUGGUGAUCCGGGGAAUUGAGGAAGAUGAGUUUGCUGUAGUUGAUACGACUAACAACCGGAAUGUGGUGAUGGAAACCGUUGAAGCAUCAAGAGUCAUGUUUACAUUGUAUGAGGGGGGUAUUUUUAUUCACCAAGGCCAGCCAUACUUGGUUCAAGAGUUCAACCCUACUCAAAAGUAUGCUAAAGUUGCACGUGUGGAUGUUGACUGGAUUACUCGCCAGCGUGACUAUACUAAUGUUGAUCCAAUUGAGACUGAACUUUAUUCUGUAUUAAGUACGGAGGAAGACUUGCAACAGGGUGAGAGGUAUGCUGCAUGCUUUGGGAGAAUUAGAUAUGAAGCAGUUGUUUUUGGCUUUUUCAAGAUAGAUAAGAGAGACCGCAUCGUAGAUGCGGUUGAGGUCGACAAUCCUCCAUGGAUUUACGAGUCGAAAGGUUUCUGGAUUGAUGUACCCAACAGCGCAUUGAGAAUUUUAAAGCAGAAAGGCUUAUCGAUUGCAGGUGCCGUCCAUGGAGCUGAACAUGCUCUUCUUAGUUUAUUUCCAAUGUUCGUCACCGCUCUCCCUGGAGAAGUCUCAACCGAAUGUAAAGCUCCUGAAAAGGAAUAUUCGCAUAGAACCACGAACAGGAAACGUCCCGCUAGGCUAAUUUUUUGCGAUCGUAAAGGUGGUAAACAGGGAGCAGGUAUAUCAAGAAAGGCGUUUGAAUUCGCAGACGACCUAGUUCGACAGGCGCUGGAUAGGGUCGAAAGCUGUCCAUGCGAAUUUGGCUGUCCAGGAUGUGUUGCCUCCCCCCAGUGUCGUGAACACAGCGAAAUUAUUUCGAAAGUUGGGGCUCUAGUCAUAUUCAAAGAGCUUAGACAUGCGCCGUUAGAUCUUGAAACCAUCCCCCAAGGGCCAGAACCAAACUUGAAAAAGGCCACUUCAGCAGAGACUGUGAUAGCAGCUUCUCCAGUGAAGAUGACACCCAAGGCGAGGUCAAGUAUGAUGGAUAGAAAAAAUGUCCCAGGAGUAGUUCUGUUUCCCGAAUGA
Molecule: messenger RNA, 3327 nt
Organism: Sugiyamaella lignohabitans
Lineage: Eukaryota; Fungi; Ascomycota; Dipodascomycetes; Dipodascales; Trichomonascaceae
Gene: HRQ1
Product: Hrq1p
Exons: 1
Coding region: 1-3327 (1108 amino acids)
Molecular function (GO): ATP binding; nucleic acid binding
Source: RefSeq, a predicted model, not a curated record